Messenger RNA from Ylistrum balloti, 2880 nucleotides. RefSeq names its product 7-alpha-hydroxycholest-4-en-3-one 12-alpha-hydroxylase-like. Gene Ontology annotation, biological process: bile acid biosynthetic process; cholesterol homeostasis. The coding region runs from base 123 to 1601 and encodes 492 amino acids. NCBI's taxonomy places the organism in Eukaryota, Metazoa, Mollusca, Bivalvia, Pectinida, Pectinidae. The record is from RefSeq and is a predicted model, not a curated record. The transcript has 5 exons. Gene Ontology annotation, molecular function: heme binding; iron ion binding; steroid hydroxylase activity.
AUCUACCGCAACGAAAAUUAUUACGUGAAGCUAAUAACCGCCAGAAAUCAAUUGCUGAGUACAUCGUCUAUAAGACAUAUCGACAAUUCUAACCUUCAUAAACGAAAGAAUAUAUCAAGAAAAUGGUUGCCGUAUCAGUAUAUCUCGUGGCUGUGGCAGUCUUGUUGACUGUCGCCUACUUGAAGACAUUAUACAGAAGAAGAAAAAGUACAGAACCGCCAAUCCCAAAGGGACAUUUAAUAUGGGGAAAUGGUGCCGACUUUGCCAAGCACGCAGUGAAAUACCUACACGAGACACAGAAGAAGCUUGGAGACAUCUUCACGAUCAGACUUCUUCACCAACAUUUAACAGUCAUAAUGGACCCUCACUCAUAUGAAGCAUUUGUGAAAGAGCCAAACUUUGACUUCGAUCCUAUCCAGAAACAGGUGAACCACAAUGUGUUCAGUUUUGCUCUCAUGGAUUCAAAGAAAAUGUUGAAAGAAGCCGCCAAAAAAGUGCGAGGAACGCAUUUACACAAAGGAAUGGAACAAUAUUCCAAAUAUUUGAAUGCUACGCAUAUUGGGGUUACGAGCACGGUUGGAUGUGGUCCUGCAACGGAAUGGAGAACGGAUGGACUUCGACAGUUCAACUCCAAAACCUUAUUUGUCAGUAUGUUCUACACAAUCUUCGGCAGAGGAAAAUCAACUGACGUGUUCGAGCCCUUAACAGUUUAUAAAAACUUUGAUCUUUUCCACAAGUAUUUCAAUUACCUUUGGCUUGGAUUGCCGGUGAACAUGUUCCCAAAGGCGUUAAAGGCCCUCAGUGUAUUGUGCCAGCAACCGGGAUCAGCUGAACUUUUAAGCCGAGAUGAUGUUUCCGAGUAUAUCAAAUUCUCAACACAAUUUAUGUUAGAACACGGACAAACGGAACAGGACAUUAUCGGACAUAAUUUGGUUUAUCUUCAUGUUAACUACAAUACAUUUAGGAUGGCAUUUUGGUCGGUGUUCUACCUCAUGCAGCACAAAGAAGCUCUCGAUGCGCUGAGGGCUGAGAUUCAGGAUGUCGUCGACACAAAACUUUCAAAUGGUGAAGUGAACGAAGAUGGAGAAGUCGUUUUGACCUUAGAGGAUAUUGACGCAAUGUCCUUAUUAGAAAGCAACACAAAGGAAACCUUACGCAUGUGCAGUGGUGUUUUCAUGGUUCGUGCUAUCACCGCCGACACGACAUUUGAGAUGAACAACGGUCAGAAAUACGAUUUGCGACAGGGAGACAAGGUUGCUAUGUACCCACCUACGAUUCACCAGGACCCAGAGAUCUUCGAAAACCCAGAGUCAUACAAACAUGACAGAUUUGUCGGAGCCAAGUUCUAUAAAUACGGCAAAGAGAUCAGGAACCCCAUUCUCUCCUUCGGAUCGCUAUGUCCCGGUAAAAAAUACGCCAUAACACAAGGGAAAUGGUUCCUGUUGUCGCUAGUGUACAAAUUUGACUUUGAACUCUGUGAUGGUGAAUCCACAGCUCUAGAUGUGAAGUAUUAUGGACAUGAAAUUCUGCCGCCAACCAAUGAUGUACAGAUCCGAUACAGAAUGAGGGAGAAUACACACACUCUAGCCUUCAGUUCGUGAUGAUAUAAACAUCAUUACGAUGAACACGGAAAAACGAUGUGAAAAAAACUUUUCCUUGCGAAGGACGAAAGAGACUUGUGAACUGUGAAAAAUGUUUUAAAUCUAAUUUAUUUUUAUUUAUUGAUGUUUGAAAGGUUGUUUUUGCUAUUCAGAGAGUGCUAAUAUUAUUAUAACUAUUAUUAUUGAUUAAUAUUAUUAUGUGACAAUUGUUCGCCGUGGUUGUGUGUCCGCGCAAAUCAUUAUCAAAUGCCAAAGUUAAAUGUAGAUGUUUAAUUGCAACAGGUCCCAUGUGUUUAUCAUAACUUUUACAUGUUUUGUUUUCCUCAUCUUUAUUCAUUCCUCAUCGCCACUUAUUGUUUAUUUGGGCACAAGUUGUGAUAAUCAUUACUCAUUUGCAUGUUUCACCAUUGUUCAUCCAUCUAUACGGGUAAAAGUGCAAACAAGCUAUCUCAUCAUUUGAAUGAGUUGUACGAAAAGUGUGCAAAUAAUGAACAUAUUUUUUAUGAUAUCUAGCAUUCGUCGGAGGAGAUUUUGUAUCAUUUUUGACGCGUCAUGAUAAAAAUUUCGUAAAAAUGAUCUAAAUAUUACACAUUCAGAAAUAUGAAUAUAUAUGUAUUUAUAGAUUAUAAAUAUAUAUGUAUCUAUAUCUCUAUAGAUAUUUCAGAAAUGUCCUCCGGUUUUACAAUAGCACGCAUUUCAAGUAUUGAAUUUAUUUUUGUAAUCCGAUGUUUUCAGUAUUUGCCAUACGCAUACCAAACAAACUGUAUAUCAUUUUUGCCAACCCAGGUAUUCACUUUAUGUGAAUGUUCUGUCUCCAAGUAAAAUUACUUGAGUUUAUCGGUAAUUACGUUUCAAAUUGUUAUUUAUUUAUUUAAAUCAAUUCAUGUCUUACUGUUAUAACGGUUACAUCGAUAUCAAAUCAUGUUUUUUCGCCGCAAAACAUCUGUUUUCGUGAAUAUUUAUUUAAAUCUGAGAAUAGCGGACCAAACUGUCCUUUCAAAUUGUGUCUACAUGAUGGUAAACAUAUUGUACAUACUUAUACUUAUCUGAAUAAUGUGUUUCAACUUAGUUGUUUAUGUAUUUCAUUUCGUCACAAUUCCAGUAUCGUUGUAUUAUCUUUCAUCAUAAAAUGUCAUUUGUACAAACAUUCAUUUAUUUAUUUAAGUUACUUGUAUAAUUUAUUGCGUCCAAUACACGAACUUCUGACUAUCUGGUGCUUCAACAUUGGUCAACAAAAAUGUUGAAUUGUUGAAAAAUAAAUUUCAUAUAAAAGUUAAAA